Messenger RNA from Alternaria rosae, 1513 nucleotides. RefSeq lists its product as uncharacterized. Bases 268 to 1221 code for a protein of 317 amino acids. Gene Ontology annotation, molecular function: oxidoreductase activity, acting on the CH-OH group of donors, NAD or NADP as acceptor. NCBI's taxonomy places the organism in Eukaryota, Fungi, Ascomycota, Dothideomycetes, Pleosporales, Pleosporaceae. The transcript has 2 exons. Gene Ontology annotation, cellular component: cytoplasm. The record is from RefSeq and is a predicted model, not a curated record.
CCUGCAGCCCCCAUCGAGAUGUUGAACUUUGCCCCCAUUUGCUCGCAUGUGUCUCUUUGGGAAACGAUGGGGGUCCUCAGCUAUGCCCAGCGUCACUGGUUGCUUGGCCGCCUUCCCCGCUUUGUAGCCUCUCGCUAUCCACUUUUGCAUUCUGCUGCGUAGCGUUUGCGCGCCGUCGAUUCUCCACUCAUCUACCAGGCGAUAUCGUUCGACGGAUCGCAUCAUUCUUCACGCCUAUAACCUUCUACGUGCCACUCUUUGAUCAACAUGGCGAACACCGCUACUCCAACGAUGGCCACUCCCAUCGACUUUAACAGUGUACUGGAUACAUCCAACCUAAAAGAUCGUUCAGUGCUUAUCACUGGCGCAGCAUCUGGCAUUGGUUUAGCCUGCGCGAUAAAGAUGGCUGAAGCAGGCGCAAUGGUCACCAUGGCUGAUCUACACGAUAUGGCUGGGGGCGUCAUCCAGGAUCUAAACAUUCGAGGGCUCAGGGUGCAGUUUGUACAAUGCAACGUUACAUCCUACGAAGACCAAGCCUCCAUGUUCCAGUCUGCAACACACUUUGGAAAUGGGCAGAUUGACGUGGUGAUCCCAAAUGCUGGUAUCCUUGCCGAAAAGAACCUCUUCGACAUGGUGCCUGCCACGUUGCCCAACCCAGGAGAUGUAUCACCACCUCCUCCAAGCUUUGCUUGCGUGUCCGUCAACCUUCAGGCAGUAUACAAUACCUGCUAUCUAGCACUACAUUACUUCCGCCUCCCGCGCGCAGCAGCAACAGCUUUCAAGCCCAGCAUCGUUCUGAUCGCCUCGCUCGCAGCCUACAUUGGAUAUCCAUAUAGCACUGCAUACAGCAUGUCCAAGUUCGGUGUUCGAGGACUUCUGUACAGCCUGCGCGAGCGCGCCAUGCACUCUUCGAUCCGCAUCAAUCUUGUUGCGCCCUGGUACGUGGAUACCGGCAUCGCCAAGCAAGCUGACUUCGUAGAGGACAACGGCGCUGUUCUUAACAUCGUAGGAUUUGUAUCCAUGGACAGAGUUGUGGAUGCUGUGAUGAGGCUUGCUUCGGUUCAAGAGUUGUGUGGAAGAAGCGUAGGCAUCUUCCCCAAGGGUAGCGAAGACAUUCUCGAUGAUCUGGAAGGUGGAUACGGCGGCGCGAUAGUGGGUAAGCACAUGCGCGAGGUUCAAGCGGUCGUCGUACAGGAGAUGCAGAAACAGAUGCAAACGUAGUUCAUUUCCCAGUAGACCCGAUGUGAGGAAUGUCUUCGCGGUAUCGGCUUUGUCAGUCACAACUGUCGACAUCACAUACUGGUCUGAUGUUGGUUUCAAUUAGAGUUGCGCUGAUACUCAUCCCACAAUCUCUGCUCGCAUGACCGUGUGCAGAAGAGUCCGAUGUUGCCACUACCAUGUGGGCCCGCGUUUGUACAAACCAUCGGACAUGAUGUACAACAUCUCUUGGCACCCAACGUAGACAUGUUCGCCGCCAUUACUGGAGAUAUUCGUACUUGGCCUUGAUUCAUGC